ACACCGGGGGAGCAACCCAGGUGCGCCCGCAGGUUGGAUGUCCCACCUUUAUUGUGCCCGUAGCCCCUCUUGAGAUCAGGUCUGCCCUGGAGUAUCGUCGGAGCAGCUUGGAUGGAGAUCCCACGAGGACUUUCAAUGAUGCCCACGUGCGAACCCGGACCCUCUGGCCGCUCUGCGACGAGCGGGGAACCGGCGAUGAGGUUCGUGGACUUUGUAAAGAACUUUCCAAAUUGUCCGUCGUCCCCGAGAAGAACCAGAGCGAUCUAGAUGAGCCGCACGUUUCCAAGGCGGCAAAACAAAACAACCAAGCGGUAGCAGACAAGCCGAAACCGAUUGAUGUGUCAUCAGGAAAGAUGCCCCACAAGAGUGAGUGCAAACCCCGCUGCAAGAAGGACAAAUCCACCGUCCACCAUCACAGCACCCCCGUGCUCAAGAAACAGGAGAACUCGGCUCACCUCGCAAACAGCAGACAAAAAGAAACCAUGGAAAAUCCGAGCAGCCACCUUGUCGAAGAGAAGAUGAUGAUAAUUGAGACAGCCAAGCCGCAUGGCAAGAAGAAGAGGAAACGCCAACAAAACGCGACCGAGGAGAAGACGGCAGCAGACCCUCCGGCCGUGACGGAGAUCGUCGCAAAAGCGAAAGGUGCGAAAGGACGAAUCGAAAUGUUUGAGGCCAAAACGAGCACCAAACACAGCAAAGCCCGCAAGCACGCAGGGACUUCGGAGGCUGCGGACAAAAAGCACCCAGACGCUUCGAAAGCCUCACAGGGAGAACACGUUCAGCAUAAAACAGAAGACAAACACGACCCGACUAACGACGCUGCCUUUAAAAAACUGCGCCCGUCCAAGGAUAAGUUUGGAAAGCUUUUGGACUCAAAACAAAGCGUUUCGCCUCCAAUGAAGGCGGCAGAGGGACAAAAGACGGAUGUCAGGGCGCAGAGUAAGAAGGCAUCCAGCGAAGCGGUCAAACACAAAACAAGCGCACCCAAAGGAGAGCCGAAGGUCACGCAACCCAUCCAGGCAGCGUCCGUGAGUGAGGACCCCCAAAGUCUUAGUCUGUGGUGUCAGUUGGCUGCCAUCUCGGGCGAGCACACCUUCACCUGGAGGCACGAGGGUGCCGUCCUGGCGGAGGUCAAGCGAAGUGCAGGGGACGAGAGUCGUGCGUCCUUGACCAUCCCCAAGGCCUCCCGCAAAGACCUGGGGAAGUACCAGUGCUGCCUCAACAGCUCACAAGGCUCCAUCACGCUGGACUACCUUCUUACUUACGAAGUGCUCCGUGAGAUUGUCAUCCAGCCAUCUCCAAACGUCACAUCCGUCGAGGUAGGCUCCGAGGCGGAGGACGUGCAGUGUUCCCAGCUGCUGUUCAGAGACGAUUUCCUGUCCGAGCAGUACUUUGGCGAAAAACAGCCCUUCAGCAUCGUCACCGAGAAGGUCCACUUUGGGGAGGGCAUGCACCGGCGGGCGUUUCGCACCAGGCUGCGCAGGGUUGGGGUGCCCCACCUGCUGGCGGGGCCCUCGUGCGUGCUUAAGGUGCACACCGCCAUCAGCUACGGGAUCAAGAACAAUGACGACCUUGUUAAAAGGAACUACUCCCUGGCUGUGGAAGAGUGUCAUGUUCAGAACACGGCUCGGGAGUACAUCAAGGAGUACACUGCUGUCGCCCAGUCCGUCGACACCUUCGGGGAAGUCCCAGAGAUCAUUCCCAUCUACCUGGUUCACCGGCCGUCUAGCGACAUCCCAUACGCCACACUGGAGGAGGAGCUGAUCGGUGACUUUGUAAAGUAUUCGGUGAAGGACGGCAAGGAGAUCAACCUGAUGAGGCGGGACUCCGAAGCGGGGCGCAAGUGUUGCGCCUUCCAGCAUUGGGUGUACCAACGGACGGAAGGAAACCUGCUGGUUACUGACAUGCAAGGAGUCGGAAUGAAGCUCACUGAUGUGGGAAUAGCCACCUGUAAGAAAGGCUACAAGGGCUUCAAAGGCAACUGUGCCACCUCAUUCAUCGACCAGUUCAAAGUGCUGCACCAGUGCAACACUUACUGCGAGAUCCUGGGCCUGGACUCCCUGCAGCCCAAAGCAGCCAAGAAGACUGUCUGCACUCACAGAAGCAAAGCACAGCCAUUAGCAGGACCCAAAAAGAAAACAUUUGGGCCCACUCUUAAGGCCAAGUCCUAAGAAUGGGAAGUGCUUGGAUGGGAAUUGGGGUGUUGAACUUUCAUGUCUUAUAUCGACUUUUUUUUUCUUUUCUUUUUUUACUUGUGAUGUUUCCAAGCACGUUGUGUUCAUUAAAUUAAUGAACUGGUUAAUUAGCUUAUUGGAAGAAACACUGUUGACUAUGAAACAUAGAGCAGAGGACAAAACUGUAUUGUUAUUGAUGGAUUCAGUGUGAAUGCUUUUAUUUGUUAGAGGUUCAUUUUCUUCCAUUCAUUUUCGAUAAAGUGCUUGUCGGUA
Hippocampus zosterae (dwarf seahorse) is the source of this 2447-nucleotide messenger RNA. It is a transcript of the gene alpk2, whose product is annotated as alpha-kinase 2. NCBI's taxonomy places the organism in Eukaryota, Metazoa, Chordata, Actinopteri, Syngnathiformes, Syngnathidae. Gene Ontology annotation, biological process: protein phosphorylation. Bases 354 to 2171 code for a protein of 605 amino acids. Gene Ontology annotation, molecular function: protein serine/threonine kinase activity; ATP binding. The transcript has 9 exons. The record is from RefSeq and is a predicted model, not a curated record.